GGAGCGGCAGAGUGGGGUGACAAAACAGCUUCUCCAACGCUUCAACACUGGAGUGGUGAUGCCGCCCGUGUGCCCACCAACGUGUAGAUAUACCCGCGGAUCAUCCAGGGGAAGUCCCCCCGGAAGGACUCUGCAUACCCACGUUGUAACUUCUUCCCCCCCUUCGCAGAAACCGCCAUGGAUAAAAAAAAACAGGAUAGUAAAAACAAAAAGAACGCCAAGAAUGUAAAGGGCAACCCCAAGGCAGCAGCCAGCGGCAAUGACAAGCUGGGCAAGAAGAAAGGAGCCGACAAGGAGAAGAAGCAGCUGUACAAGGGGAAGGUUAAGAAGAGCCUGGGCAAGCAGGUGGGCGGAAAGAACCAGCAGGUGAAGAAGGCCGCCGCAGAGGAGUCCAAGAAGAAGAAGAAAAUCACCACCUCCAUCAAGUUUAAGCGACCCAAAACCCUGAAGUUGCCCAAAAACCCAAAGUGCCCCAAAGUCAUCAAAUCGUGCUACAAAAAGACGCUGGACAAGUAUGGCAUUUUGAAAUACCCCCUGACGUCCGAAAAGGCCAUGAAGAAGAUUGAGGAAAUCAACACCCUCGUUUUUAUUUGCGACAAGAGGGCGGACAAGAAGAAGAUCACCAAGUCCGUGAAGAACCUCUUCGGCAUAAGCUGCGAGAAGGUCAACGUGCUGAACAGACUCAACGGAGACAAGAAGGCAUACGUGCGCCUGUCCAAGGACCACGACGCGUUGGAGGUAGCCAACAAGAUAGGAAUUCUAUAAUGAAGGAAGUUUCCUCUCCCCAGGGGGAAUAAGUGCUUAUCGGCUUAUUGGCUUACUGGCCUAUCGGCUUAUCGGCCUAUCGGCUUGUGUGCAAUGUGCGCGUAUGCAUGAGCGAUGGCGCGACACGUGGGUUGAUCGCAUUACGCCGGCGGUGCCGCUCACCCCCUUGGGGGGAGUCGCCCGGUGGAACAUUUACGUCCCUUUUCGCACUUGCCUUGCGAAAUUCAUCCACAAUUUUUU
This is a messenger RNA of Plasmodium vivax (malaria parasite P. vivax), 1005 nucleotides long. Its product is annotated as 60S ribosomal protein L23a, putative. Gene Ontology annotation, cellular component: cytosolic large ribosomal subunit; ribosome. NCBI's taxonomy places the organism in Eukaryota, Apicomplexa, Aconoidasida, Haemosporida, Plasmodiidae. Gene Ontology annotation, molecular function: rRNA binding; structural constituent of ribosome. Gene Ontology annotation, biological process: translation; ribosomal large subunit assembly. The transcript is spliced from 3 exons. The coding region runs from base 178 to 765 and encodes 195 amino acids. The record is from RefSeq and is a predicted model, not a curated record.